AUGAACAUCACAAACACAGACUCUGGAGGUUAUAUGCUACGGUUCUGCAGCGGCAGCACUAAUACAUCGGUCUAUACAUUUGCUGAUAUUGAUGUUCCUGCUGCUCGACGAGAUGAAAUGAAGACCAAGUCUGUAGUGGAGGGAGAACCUGUCACUUUACAUCCUGGUGUAACAAAAACCCCAAAUGUUGUGAUGACGUGGUAUUGUAAUGAGACUCUCAUCGCCGAAAUCACUGGAGAUCAGAACUCUGGAGAAUAUAAACUACAGAUCAGGAGCAGCAGAUUCGCCAACAUCCGUAUCACCAGUUUAAAGAGCUUCAGCAUUUCUAUCACUGGUUCAUCUGGAGUUGUUGCAGAUGAUAGGUCAACAUUUCUGAUGGAAGGAGAUUCAGUCACUCUAAACACUGGUGUUAAAAUAAACCAACAAGAUGUCGUCUUAUGGUAUUUUAAUAACUCUCGCAUUGCUGCAAUCGCUGGAGAUCUGAGUUUUAUCUGUACUGAUGUUCAGUGUAAGAAUGACACCGAGAGAUUCAGAAACAGACUGAAGCUGGAUCAUCAGACUGGAUCUCUGACCAUCAUGAACAUCACAAACACAGACUCUGGAGGUUAUAUGCUACGGUUCUGCAGCGGCAGCACUAAUACAUCGAUAUUGGUUUGUGUUUCAGAUGUUCCUGCUGCUCGACGAGAUGAAAUGAAGACCAAGUCUGUAGUGGAGGGAGAACCUGUCACUUUACAUCCUGGUGUAACAAAAACCCCAAAUGUUGUGAUGACGUGGUAUUGUAAUGAGACUCUCAUCGCCGAAAUCACUGGAGAUCAGAGUAAGAUCUGUUCAGAUCUUCAGUGUAAAGAGAGAUUCAGAGACAGACUGAAGCUGGAUCAUCAGACUGGAUCUCUGACCAUCACAAACACCAGAACCACAGACUCUGGAGAAUAUAAACUACAGAUCAGGAGCAGCAGAUUCGCCAACAUCCGUAUCACCAGUUUAAAGAGCUUCAGCAUUUCUAUCACUGGUAUAAUUCACAGUAUACACAGUAUAAUUCUAUGA
Molecule: messenger RNA, 1044 nt
Organism: Carassius carassius (crucian carp)
Lineage: Eukaryota; Metazoa; Chordata; Actinopteri; Cypriniformes; Cyprinidae
Exons: 5
Coding region: 1-1044 (347 amino acids)
Source: RefSeq, a predicted model, not a curated record